Molecule: messenger RNA, 1517 nt
Organism: Culex quinquefasciatus (southern house mosquito)
Lineage: Eukaryota; Metazoa; Arthropoda; Insecta; Diptera; Culicidae
Product: nuclear pore complex protein Nup205-like
Exons: 2
Coding region: 391-864 (157 amino acids)
Source: RefSeq, a predicted model, not a curated record
CCAGAAUCAGUACAAAAUAAAAUUUACUCAAAAAAUUACCCAAAAUGCAGUGCAAAACUAUUCAGGGUCUCUAGUUUUCAUACACAAACUGUUGGACUCGGUUUAGCGUGAACCGCUCAACAGCUGUCAGUCAACAACACCAAAACAAAGGCCGCAACGAAAAUUUGCGCUCGGCCGUUUAUAAUUUACUGUUCAAAAUCAGCUUAUUUACCAGCUGCAGAAAAAGUUGCUGACUCUUCGCACUGCCGCCAAGUGUGAUAUGAUGGGUGGAAGUCGCUGGUGGCAUCGUUGAAGGAACUGUUUCAGCCGGGUGUUGGUGUACGGAUAACAGCGUGAUUCAACGGCGGGAGGAUGGUGAGGACGUGGUCAAGCGGUUGCCGAUAGUUAGCGAUGGGAAGUUUUUUGCUGGAGAAAGUCUACGCCCAACGAUCUCAUGCGUACUGUCCCUCGAGUUUUGGGACCGAUGGAAGUGGCAGCCAACUAUCAACGCGCAUUGUCCGGUCCGUAUGCCUGUUAGAGGUUCUGCUGGUGAUUCAUGUCGUGGCCUCCUACGGUGAAGUGGAACGUGUUGUCCUCAGCAAACACCCGAUAUGGGCACCACUCCACGUCGGUCUCAUCAGCUGGUCCGUCCCGAUCGCCCUGAAAGCCGAACUCGUCCAAACGCGGGCCGCCCUAGGUAAAUCUUACCGCCCUUCAACUGCGAUCAUGCGCCAACUAAACGUGAACCGGCAAAUAUUGAGACUGUUUGUACAGAACGAACGGAUUACGAAUGAGAUCCGGCAGGGAUUCGUCGAUUGUUUGAUUUUGAUUGAUGAGUGUCAGGGAAUUGGUGGCCAGAGUUGCAGAUCGAGGAGGCGAUCCUGAAUUGCUGCGAAAGCUGUCCAAAUCCAGCAAGACGUUCCUCCCACCAACGAGGGCUUCGUCAAGAACGCAUACGGCCUGCUCUACUCGCUGUGUUCGUACCUCGGAGGUCAUCCUGUGCAACUGCAACACCGCUGUGCCGCCACAUUCAAGGUCCAAGGUCGCGAUCAGUGAGAAGGAACAAGCGGAUGUGAGUCGCCGAGGGAUGAAGUUGGACAAGAGUUUGGGCUGACGCUUGACCGGACGACGUACGGAACUUCAGACGAGUCCCACGCCCAGAUCGAGAUGGUCAUCGAAAUCUUCCAGUCGUUUGGGGACAAACUGAUUGACAUUCUGUACAACGACUGCACAGAUGGACACGACAUCUGCAAGUACCGACAUGCUGCUGGACAUGGACUUGUUGACCAGCGUGAUUCAGUUCAUCUCGGAGCGCAGCUAUUUGGCGCACCUCAUCGAUAGUCUGUAACCGUCGGUCGGUAAUCGUCCGACUUGAGAAAGAGUUGUGAGGUGGACAUGAUUUAGCGUAGAAGUAAACGUAACAGAAAAAUGUAAAUCAAUCAAAUGAUAAUAUCACGUUUCUUAAACAAUAAAUAAAAAAAAAAUGAUUCUUUUUCAAUAAUUUAUAAAUCUUUUGACACAUUUUAUUGACAUGAACU